Messenger RNA from Recurvomyces mirabilis, 369 nucleotides. RefSeq lists its product as uncharacterized. The transcript has a single exon. Lineage: Eukaryota; Fungi; Ascomycota; Dothideomycetes; Mycosphaerellales; Teratosphaeriaceae. Bases 1 to 369 code for a protein of 122 amino acids. The record is from RefSeq and is a predicted model, not a curated record.
AUGUACGGUGAUCUGUAUCAGCUUGUGAACUUGGCGAAGGGCGACUGGGUGCCGCAGCAGUAUGAUGAGCUGCUACGCGAGCGUAUGGAGCCCAAGAUGGGCCAGUUCCCGACUAAGAUGCAGAGGACUGAUAAGAUCGUGGGCAGUGGUGAUAUGCACCAUGACUGGAGGCGCGCCGAAGCCCUCACCGACGAGAUCGCUGGCGAGGCUAUCGGCGAUGAGAUGGAGGUACCUGACAAUGUACAACCACGGCAGUCAGCGCGCAAGAGUUGGCUGGACAUUGAUCAAUGUGCUCACGUUGUCGAGGAUAUGAAACGUGUUGCGAGCAAGCUCGUGCAUGACGGGAUAAUUCAGCUUUCUCCGACGUAG